AUGCGGCGUUGUAAGCACUCAGCUGUCAUCGAACAUCUCUCGUCUACACAGAGCUCUCUCGCCGACUCGCUGCGCCUCCAACGUCUGAUAGACCAGCUCCCGGAUGGCGAUGCUCAGCGGCCCUUGGUCUUAGCAUGUAUCGGCACAACAGAGAAACAGGUCGCAGUCGAACAGCUCCUCCUAGCCGACAAGGUUACUGCAUGCAAAACACAUCCUAGCUUGUGCAAUGCGUUCUUGGAUUCCAGUACGAAGGACAGCGACCAUCCUAUUAUCCUGCUGGACAUUGAUGUGACCAGCGGGCCUGCGGUGCACCAUGCACAGUCGCUUUGCCAUCAAUUCCGGCCGCUCCCGGCACAAUCAGCAGAGGUCGCGGAAAGCGUCCGCCUGCAGUUGGUCCGAGACGUCUUUCUUCCCUUUUCUGAUGUGGUCUGCAUCUUCGCCGACGAUUUCGGAGGCUUAAGCAGCGUCCUACGAUUCAUACGUUCAUGCGAAGAUGUUCCAGGACCCAAAGCGUCGAGUCCGCUCAACACGCGCUUUAUUGUCGUCUCCUCAUCUAAGGAUGGCUCUAGUUCCGCCGAUCUUGACGAGGCCGACUUCCUGGACGAUGCUCGCAAGCUUGAGCAGUUACAGAUGCUGGGGUCCAUCUCAGUGGAGUACGUGCUCGGGACCGGGUCGAAGGGUGCACGUUACGCGGCGCUACGACGCAGAUUGGCCGAUCAUGAACUUGAAGCAGCACGAGCCGAGCGUCUCAUAGGUAUGAGGCUUUUCUGCGGGACUCACCUUGCUUCACUGUUCUCCCAGUGCUUGGAGCACACGGUGUCGGAUUCGGUCGCCGAAUUCGACGUCUUCCUCGCCAGCCGGCGUGGUGUAAGCACCCUACCGAACCUGGCAGACUGUCUUACUGCGGUCCUGCACACUCUUGAAGGCCCUCCGCAUGGCGCCCUUGUGACCGUGAUUGCAACGAGCCUACUUAUGGAUGCAUACCCUCGAAGCUCGCACCGUGAGUGCCCCCAGUCUUGA
Recurvomyces mirabilis is the source of this 1020-nucleotide messenger RNA. RefSeq lists its product as uncharacterized. The transcript has a single exon. NCBI's taxonomy places the organism in Eukaryota, Fungi, Ascomycota, Dothideomycetes, Mycosphaerellales, Teratosphaeriaceae. The record is from RefSeq and is a predicted model, not a curated record. Bases 1 to 1020 code for a protein of 339 amino acids.